Messenger RNA from Closterium sp. Naga37s-1, 306 nucleotides. The record is from the annotation of a GenBank genome assembly. NCBI's taxonomy places the organism in Eukaryota, Viridiplantae, Streptophyta, Zygnematophyceae, Desmidiales, Closteriaceae.
AUGGCCCGCUCUGUCGGACCCGUCUCCUGCACACAUCCCCCGCCUCUCCCCGCUCUCCUGCAUCCCUCGUCUCCACCUCACCGCCAUUUCCACCUUACCUCCCCCUCCGCCACUCCGUUCCCGCUCCGCCCCUUGCGCUUGCUCCGCGUGGCCCGCAUUCCCCCAUCCCCCCGUCCCCCCGCGCGCAGAGACGUGGCAUAUGGACGAUUUUCUCGCGCUCGUGCAGCGCCGCAGCCAAGGCACGCUCGCCGCGCACCCCGUUGGCGCCACGGGUGGCGGCGCGCGCAAGUUCAGAGGGCAGUUUGA